UGUUUACACUUAUAGAAGUGUAAUCUUUUGUACUUCGAACUGUGUUGAUAACUAGUAGAAUAUUUCUAUUACAAUUUUCAAAUUGAAUUGACCACGCUGUCAUUUGAAAUCAUCUGAUCUGGCAUAAUGAAGGCCGUCGUUGUGAUUUGUUUUUUCGCUGCUGUGAUUUGCAUCGGGCUCCAUUGCAAACCUGUCAUUUCAGGAUCACCUCUAAAAUAUGAGCUGGGAAGCGCCUAUGAGUACACUUACACUACAGAUGUCUUAUUGAAUGAGCCUGGUGUCGAGAAAACCUCACGUCCUAAGCAAGAUGUUGGAAUCACCGUGUCUGCUACCAUAGUGGUUGCACCAAUCUGGCAGCAAGAUUCUAACCAGUUGUUUAAACUCACAGUAAAACAAGCAACAUUAAAGAGUGUUUCGAGAAAAGACAUACAGUCUACUCUUAAAACAUUAACAAAAUACCCAAUCUUAUUUAACUGGAAUUCUGGGAAGGUUGGUCAGGUUUACUCUGCAGAGAAAGACACGAUUGUCUCGGUGAAUCUGAAAAAAGGGUUGAUUAGUUUGUUCCAAGUACAGGAAAGGGAUGGUGAAGUUUCUGAGAUCGAUAUUUGUGGUGAUGCCAAAGUCUCGUACAAAGAAGAUGGCGAGAAAAUUAUCAAAAUUAAAACUGGAUGUGAUAACCUUGAAAUUGCUGGUCAAUACACUAAUAUCAACCCUACAUUGGAAGUCAGUAUUAAAUCUGAUAUCAAAACAGUCUAUGAUUUAGCGGGUGGUGACAUCAUCAAAAUGGCGACCACUGAAGAACGUCAUACCAACCAACUUAAUGUGCGGUCAAGUGUAGCAUCAUACGUCACAGUCAGACAAAGCCUAACCCAUACUAAGACCUCUGCGGGCAAGGAUGGAGUUGCUGGGGCAACCAUAGAUGAUGCUCUACAAGUAGUUACUAAGAUGAGUAAGCUAAGUUUGACAAGUAGUCUGCUUGCAAGUGAUAUCAUCAACCAGAAAUGCACACAAAACUGUGGCGUAAGUAAACUGCAGACCAUUGUGGCUAAAUAUCGCGAUGAUCUCAAGGGUGAGAGUAUGGCUCAAGUCAGGGCAUCCAAUGCAUUUAUUGAAUUAUUACGCACUUUCCGUAGUACCAGUAAAGAUAAUAUACUCGCUGUUCUGAAGGAUCCUGAGAAUGCUGACAUUGUACCACAGAUAAUUGAUUUGACCGUAGCAGCACAAACACCUUCUUCCCAGGAUGCACUUAUGUCAUUUAUCGAUUUUGACGAUGACACAAGCCCUCUGCCAGAGAGGUACUUACUCUCAAUUGCAUAUGCCACACACCCUAGUGAGAAACUAAUGAAAGAUCUACUGGGCUUACUGAAAAAGGAGCGAGAUAAUGAGAAAGUGAAACAGAGCAUUUCCCUGGCGGCAGCAUCUGUCCUCAAUACUUACUGCAGGGACCAGGACAAGUGUAAGACAAAGGCAGCCCAGAAUAUGAAAAAUACGAUCUUGGAUAAACUGAAGAAUUGCAAAGAAGACCCUUGCACAUUAAUGUACAUUCGUGCUCUUGGAAACGCAGGAUUGGUCGAAACUCUACCUUUACUUAUUGACACUGCGGAGAACUCUAAAUCGUUCGCCAUUUCUUAUGCUGCAGUAAACUCAAUGAGGCGCAUUGAUAAGAAGCAUAUCACCCCAGAGAUUGAAAAAACAUUAAAAAGGAUCUUCAACCAAAAUAAAAGAAAUUACGACACAACUGUACGUGCUGAGGCAUUGCAACUUCUUCUUACUCUGAAGCCUACAACUCAUUUUCUGCGUAAUGUCAUCCUCACAGCAAGUGACCAGACAGAACAUGAAUUCUCCACUUAUAUUGUUGCAGCUAUUAACGAUGUGAUGAAAACCGAUGCCCAAAUAAGGGCUCAGGUGUUAAGCAUAUUAAAGGACCCCAAGCUGUACCACUAUGGUCUUAUGGCUCAGAGGGGGGACUCUACAUUAAUCAAAGGAUUUAUGACCAAAACCACAGACAAUCAUGUUAUGUAUGCAAUUAGUGUUCAGAGUGCCAAAUCUGGUGUAAUGCGACGCAGUUCUCUCCAAGUGACAUCAUUUGGCGACCAUCAGAUCCUUCCAAUAACUACAUUCCAUAUAUUUGCCCAAGGGCUCGAGUCACUCACUGGCAAAGCUGACGAAGAAGGGGGUGAGGAACAGGAAGUUUUAGACCCUAGUGCGGGAAUGCAGCUUGACAUGUUGGAUGUGUCGCUGCCUCCCGUGACAUUUUUUACGGGAUCUGGUGAGCUGAUGUCAGCAGUAUGGAAUGCUCCAACCGAACCUGUCACUGCACUACAGGCUACAAUAAUGCUCCAUGACCGUGUACAUAGGAUUCACCUUCAGAAUGGUCUCAUUGUUGAGCUUAACAUCCAGGGUGUCGUUAGUAUGGAUCUCUCUGGUGCUAUCAGUAUCAGCCUCUGGAACAGAUACGCAAAGUCAGUUAUUACAAACAGUGGAGCACUCACUAUAAAGGGCACCACAACAAUAGCCACACCAAUGUUUACAGCAGAGUCAAAUUACCACCUGAGUGGAGCAUCACAGAUUGACUUCCGAUCUGAUGUGAAUUUUUAUGAGUCUCCAUUCAAGGCCUGUUUGGACAUGAGCCACCCACCUUUCAUACUGAAGCAUUCUUUUACAAAAUAUGAGUAUUUAAAGGGCACUAAAAAGUCAUAUAAAUCUACUGUGAAUAGAAAUAGGACUGUGCAUCCACAAUCAUUCCUCAUUCAUCCGAAAGUCUCCGCAAUGUGUCGUGAAUUGAUCACAGAUGAAGAAUAGAUGGCGCCAUAAAAAAUGUUCAAAAGAAGUGAAGCUGGCAGAAUUUACAAUUGAAAGCAUGGUACUAUGGUAAAAUCAUGAGGUGGAACUCAUCAUUGAAGGCCAUUAAUGAAUGGGGUCAUACCUAGCAUUCACUCAAUUGAAGUCAUAAUCAUAUUUAGAAUAAACACACCUAUAAUCAAGUUCAAAACCAUGACAUAUUUUGUAAUGGAUAUUUAUUAUUUAUUUACCAUCUACAAUCAUCCUGGUUGCUAGCUCCAUCUUGAAAAAAAUUUAAGUUAAUUGUAAUUAUCCAUUAUUGACUUGACAGUCUGUAGGUGAAAUUCAAAUAUUAAUACACUGUAGUGCAAUUCAACUCAGAACAAAUAUUCAUACAAUGUGCAAAAGAUAAUCAACUCUGUAUGUGUCAGUGCUAUUAUGAUGCAUGUUAAUACGAGGGCUGUUCAAUUUUAAAAAUCCUUCUCUACAUUAUACAAGUACUCAUUCUGGAUUGUGCAACCUGUAUGAUGGGUCAUUUUCUUAUGCUGCAUAUUAAAAUUUCAAAACUUACUAGAGAAGGAAUGGUACUAUUUGAAUGGCCCUCAUAAUAACUGCAGUAUUGUAACAUCAGGGCUCGUAUCUAUUAUUUAUAUAAACUAUUUUAUAUUUGGUGCAUUUAUUUACAUUAUAUUUUAGUGUACAGUUUAAUGUUCAUAUUGCAGAUGUAUGAGUGCUGUGAAAUGAGGAAUUGUUAAAUAAAAUGGUGAAGUUUCCCACUUUUUAAAAAACCUAUUGAAAUUAAUUUCUCUUGCUUUUAAAGGUGAAUUACCACUCAAGAUUCUUAUGUAAUGAAAUUAAGAAAUAUAGAGCUCACAGCAGGUGU
Owenia fusiformis is the source of this 3664-nucleotide messenger RNA. NCBI's taxonomy places the organism in Eukaryota, Metazoa, Annelida, Polychaeta, Sabellida, Oweniidae. The record is from the annotation of a GenBank genome assembly.